AUGACCAUGGUAUCCUCAUCCUCUCAACCCUUGAAACCAGAUUUCUAUCUGAUUUCUGGUGAGGAUGCCAUCUAUGAGCAAGAUAUUCUCCGCAAUCCCGGGAGCAUUCGACCGUGGCUCACCUACAUCGACUACAAAGUGCGCAAUGGAACGAUACAUGAGCAAGCAUUCGUUCAAGAGAGGGCGUGCAUACGGCUCCCAAGGUCAUACAAACUAUGGAAAAUGUAUCUCGAAUUUCGGGUUAAACACCUGAAAAAGAAAAACCCUGUCAAAUACAGAGCGGAGUUCACGAAGGUCAAUGCUCUCUUUGAGCGGGCGCUUGUUCUUUUGAACAAGAUGCCCGUCAUCUGGGAGAUGUACCUCGUUUUCCUGCUCCGACAGCCAUAUGUCACCAAGACUCGGAGAACUUUCGACCGAUCUUUACGGGCUCUCCCCAUCACGCAACACAAUCGAAUAUGGAAGCUGUACAAGUCCUUUGCCAACUCUGCAUCUGGGGAGACGGCCGUAAAGAUUUGGGCUCGAUAUAUUCAGGCGCACCCGGAAGAUGUGGAAGAUUAUAUUGAUUUGUUGGUUGAAAAUGGCCACUAUCUGGAGGCUGUUAAGCACUAUAUUCGGAUUUUGGACAACCCCAAGUUCAAAUCAAAACACAUCAAGAGUGAAUUCCAACUUUGGAGUGAAAUGGUCGACUUGAUGGUUAGCAAAGCAAGAGAACUUGGCGAUAGUUCGGUUUCUUCUUUCGACGCCGACACCAUCAUUCGAAGUGGGAUCGAAAGGUUUGCAGAUCAACGAGGCAAGCUUUGGGCAGGGCUCGCUACCUACUGGAUCACACGAGGUGAUUUUGAAAGGGCACGAGACGUGUUUGAGGAAGGUAUCACCACCGUCAUGACGGUGCGCGACUUCACAAUGGCUUUCGAUACUUAUGUCGAGUUCGAAGAAUCCAUACUCUCAACACUCAUGGAUGCGGCCUCUGCUCGUGCAUCCAAGGGCUUGGUGGAUGCAGAGAAAGACUACGAUGUCGACAUGCGCAUGAUGCGCUUCGAGCAUUUGAUGGAUCGAAGACCUUUCUUGGUCAAUGAUGUACUAUUACGGCAGAACCCGAACAAUGUUGUGGAAUGGGAGAAGCGCGUGGCACUGUGGAGCGACAACAAAGAAGAAGUCGUUCAAACAUACACUGAUGCGAUCGCCGCAAUCGCACCAAAAAAGGCCAUCGGAAAAUUUCAUGAAUUAUGGCUCAACUAUGCAAAAUUCUACGAAGAAGCAGGUGACCUAGAAACUGCGCGGAUCAUCCUCGACAAGUCAGUCAAAGUGCCCUACAAGUCAGUAGCGGAGCUGGCUGAGACUUGGGUUGGAUGGGCAGAAUUAGAACUUCGAAAUGACAACUUUGAUGGGGCUAUGAAAGUCAUGGCGAAGGCGGUGCAAGCACCCAAGCGAAGUACGGUCGAAUAUUUUGAUGAAAGCCUUUCACCACAGCAAAGAGUACACAAAUCCUGGAAAGUUUGGUCAUUCUAUAUCGACCUCGUCGAAUCCGUCGGCACCCUGGAUGAAGCACGUGCAGCUUAUGAUCGUGUCUUGGAGCUUCGCAUUGCCACACCGAACACCAUCGUCAACUAUGCAAAUCUCCUUGAGGAGGCUGGAUAUCACGAGGAAUCGUUCAAGGUCUACGAACGAGGACUCGAUGUUUUCAGCUACCCUGUUGCAUUCGAAUUGUGGAAUCUCUACUUGACCAAAGCUGUCAAUCGUAAGAUCGGGAUCGAACGACUCCGUGACUUGUUCGAGCAAGCCGUGGAAAAUUGUCCUCCCGAAUUCGCCAAAGCCAUUUUCCUUAUGUACGGCGACCUAGAAGAAGAACGUGGUCUCGCUCGAUCCGCCAUGCGGGUGUAUGAACGUGCAACCCGUGCUGUGGCGGAUGGCGAUCGACUCGACAUGUUCGACUUCUACAUCACCAAAUCAGCCUCCAAUUUCGGGCUGACUUCAACACGACCAAUCUACGAGCGUGCCAUUGCCGCACUCCCAGACGCUGAAGCCAAAAUUAUGUGCCUCAAGUUUGCAGAGAUGGAGCGGAGACUGGGCGAAAUCGACCGCGCAAGAGCUAUCUACGGCCACGCCAGUCAAUUCGCUGACCCGCGCGUGGACAGCCCAUUCUGGGACACAUGGGAGAAAUUCGAAGUUGCUCACGGCAACGAAGAUACAUUCAAGGAAAUGCUCCGCAUCAAGAGAAGUGUGGCCGCCAAGUUCAAUACCGAUGUCAAUUAUAUUGCCAGCCAGGCCGUCAAGAGAGGUCAGGCCGCAGCGAGUUCUACGGUCGACUUGGACGGCCAAGACGGCCAAAAUGGAAUUGCUGGUGAUGCGAUGGCGGCAUUAGAAAGACAAGCUCGUGCACCUGUCGGAUUCGUGGCUGCUAGUAGCGGGCCUGAAGGUGGAAAUCGACCUCCUCCUUCCGAGUCGCAGCAAGCCGAAAAGCCUGCUCCUACCACCGUAGCAGCCAACCCCGAUGCCAUCGAUGUGGAUAUUGACGAUGAGGACGACGAUUGA
Messenger RNA from Exophiala bonariae, 2532 nucleotides. RefSeq names its product pre-mRNA-splicing factor syf1 (gene SYF1). NCBI's taxonomy places the organism in Eukaryota, Fungi, Ascomycota, Eurotiomycetes, Chaetothyriales, Herpotrichiellaceae. The transcript has a single exon. Gene Ontology annotation, cellular component: post-mRNA release spliceosomal complex; Prp19 complex; U2-type catalytic step 2 spliceosome. The record is from RefSeq and is a predicted model, not a curated record. Gene Ontology annotation, biological process: mRNA splicing, via spliceosome; generation of catalytic spliceosome for first transesterification step. Bases 1 to 2532 code for a protein of 843 amino acids. Gene Ontology annotation, molecular function: protein binding.